ACCGUUUCUGCAAAGAACCAGCCCUCAAAUCCAAAACAAAACCUUUAAAAUGGCAUUCAAGUUUGUCUUCGCCCUCGCCUUCGUCGCCGUGGCCAGCGCCGGCUACGCCCCCAUCGCCGCCCCGCAGGUGUACCACGCCGCACCCCAGGUGUACCACGCCGCCCCCGCGGUGGCCACCUACGCCCAUGCCCCCGUGGCCGUGGCCCAGAAGGUCGUGGUCAAGGCCGCCGAGGAGUACGACCCCCACCCCCAGUACCGGUUCUCCUACGGAGUCGAUGACAAGCUGACCGGCGACAACAAGGGCCAGGUGGAGGAGCGCGAUGGCGACGUUGUCCGUGGAGAGUACUCCCUGAUCGACGCCGAUGGCUACAAGAGGACCGUCCAGUACACCGCUGACCCCAUCAACGGAUUCAACGCCGUGGUGAACCGUGAGCCCCUUGUCAAGGCCGUCGCCGUUGCCCCGGUCGUCAAGACCGUCGCCGCUCCCGUCGCCCACUACGCCGCCCCCGCUGCCUAUGCCUCCUACGCCGCCCCCUCUGUGGCCCACUACGCCGCCCCUGCCGUCGUGAAGACCGUGGCUCCAGUGGCUCACUACGCCGCCCCUGCUGUGGUCAAGACCGUGGCUCCAGUGGCUCACUAUGCCGCCCCCGCUACCUACACCUCCUACGCCGCCCCUGCUGUCGCCUACCACCACUAAGAACUGCCAUCCCACAUUCCACAUCCCUUUAUUGUUAUAGUUUUACAAACGACCACUAAAAAUAAACCUAUAUUUGUCAUUUAAA
Drosophila suzukii is the source of this 782-nucleotide messenger RNA. RefSeq names its product larval cuticle protein A2B. The record is from RefSeq and is a predicted model, not a curated record. Lineage: Eukaryota; Metazoa; Arthropoda; Insecta; Diptera; Drosophilidae. Gene Ontology annotation, cellular component: extracellular matrix.